This is a messenger RNA of Paralichthys olivaceus (Japanese flounder), 1607 nucleotides long. It is a transcript of the gene emc7b, whose product is annotated as ER membrane protein complex subunit 7b. Gene Ontology annotation, molecular function: carbohydrate binding. The record is from RefSeq and is a predicted model, not a curated record. Lineage: Eukaryota; Metazoa; Chordata; Actinopteri; Pleuronectiformes; Paralichthyidae. Gene Ontology annotation, cellular component: EMC complex.
GUUUUUUUCCCCCCCUUCGCUCCUCUGCCUCCUGUGACGUCACCGUGCAGCACCAGCUGAUGCAGUGACUCCUCAGCUGUCUCUCCUCAGAUCCUGCUCCUGGUUCUGCUCCUGGUUCUUCUCGUUCACUCGGAUCGGGUUUUCUUCUUCUCCUCCUCCUCCAGAGACGACAUGUUCCCCGGGCAGAGGACCCCGCUGCUGUGGCUUCUCCUCCAGGCCGCGGUCGUGGCGACGUGGUGCUUCUCUGACAUGGAAGUGGGGCCUGGCAGCGCAGGUGUCGCGACGCAGCCGAACGGAGAGAACGGCUUCAAGAUCGAGGGCAGGGCCAUCGUCCCCGGGGUGAAGUCCCAGGACUGGGUGUCCACGGCCCGGGUCCUGGUGGAGGGAGAGGAGUACGUCGGGUUUUUGAGAAACGAUGGAAGUUUUGCAGUGAAUGACGUCCCUUCAGGAUCGUACGUCGUGGAAAUCGUCACCCCGACUUUUAGAUUUGAACCAGUGCGUGUGGAUAUCACAUCCAAGGGCAAAAUGAGAGCACGUCUUGUGAACUACAUCAAGACGUCAGAAGUCAUUCGGCAGCCGUAUCCUCUCCAAAUCAGAGCCAGCGGCCCUCACAGCUACUUCAUGAAGAGGGAGACCUGGGGCUGGACAGACUUCCUCAUGAACCCGAUGGUUAUGAUGAUGGUUCUGCCCCUGCUGAUCAUUGUUUUGCUGCCCAAAGUGGUCAACACCAACGACCCAGAGAUGAGAAAGGAAAUGGAGCAGUCCAUGAACAUGCUGAACCCUAACCCUGAGCUUCCAGACGUCUCAGAGCUCAUGACCAAGCUUUUCUCCGGCUCCAAGGGCUCCAGCAAGGCAAGCAGCAGCAGCAAGGGCACGAGGCCGGCUGUCAAGAGGAGGUAGUACUGUACCGUACACGUCUCCUCAAAUCAGCCUAAAGAAGCAAGAUUUUUAAGUGUCACUUCCCCGUCUGGGUCUAUUGUACAGUUUUCUUUAUUAAUAGAUGUUCAUUUCUUUUAUUCUAUUGGAAACUGAGCAAAAAAAAAAAAAAAGUUUUCUUUUUUCAAACGGCACUGAGAAAUUUCUUAAAAUCUGUAAAUCUUCAUUUGCUCUUUACUUUCAAGUGGCUCUAUCACUCUUCCAUCUUUUGUGUGCUAACCCUCUGGUGUGCAUUUUCCCACAGCUGCUAAUUCCACUAAGUGAAAGAGAACAUAUAUAUACAUACUCAGAGAUUUCCUUGUUAUUCUUUUUUUGUUUUCUUCAGUAAUACGACUGUGAAUGAAGAUGAAUUGAAUUUUAAGACUGAGAAAAUCUUAUUUAAAAAGCCUAGAAAAUAAAAUUGCAAUGGUUAUAUAACAGCUUUGUUUUUAUUUCUGACCGUCUUGUUUGUUUGGAAGUGAUCACACGGCCUUCUCAUUUUUUCUGAAUUAUUGAGUGAAGAGUAAAAAUUCACGUACGGUACGAUACGUGCCUUUAGGUGUAGAAUUGAAAUGAUGUUUACUAGCAGGUGAAAGAGUGAGAAGAGCUGUGUUCGCCUUCAAGAUCUUGAGUGCACUUGACUUUCAAUAAACCUGACGGUAAAGACCACAUUAAAGUCACAAUAAACUGUG